This is a messenger RNA of Haliotis rufescens (red abalone), 975 nucleotides long. RefSeq lists its product as uncharacterized. The coding region runs from base 1 to 975 and encodes 324 amino acids. The transcript has 10 exons. Gene Ontology annotation, biological process: lipid transport. Lineage: Eukaryota; Metazoa; Mollusca; Gastropoda; Lepetellida; Haliotidae. The record is from RefSeq and is a predicted model, not a curated record. Gene Ontology annotation, molecular function: lipid carrier activity.
AUGCCGGGAAAUCAUUUUCCGGCAAUUUGUCGAAUAGUUGUUUUACUGACAUGUGCUUCUUCAAGUUUCAUUAACUUUGAACCGGGGUUUGAAUAUCAGUACAAGUAUGAUUCUAACGCAAACGUGAAAAAUAUUGGAGAUUUUCAAGUAUUAGCCAAGGUCGGCUACAUCAACGUCGGAGACAGCGGGGACGGACAGGAGGUCUACGUGAAGGUGUAUGCUCUGGCUCUGAAGACCAAACACACAGAAGACACCAUCGGCCACCGUUUGGACUUCUCGAAAUGGUUCUCGUUUGUGAUCACGCCCCAUGGCGAGAUUCUCCACGUCUACCACCCUCCCGACGACGACGAUGAAGCUGUUGCCAUGAAGAAGGGAGCCGCCGCCAUGUUUGCUUCUCGUCUACACCAGGCCACUGAGGGCCAUGUCCAUGCAACUGACGACGGCUGGGGCUAUCACGUGAGAGAGACUGGAAGUGAGGGUCCCCACAACGCCACCUACACUGUGCGGCCGACUCUCACAGGUCACGUGUUCACCAAGACACGGCACCCGGGCCACCACCCCGUCAAGCAUGCGACGUCAGAUUAUACCAAGACGUUGUAUUACGACUCUGCCCUCGGGACUAUGCACACCAUUCAGGUGGAGGAAAAGUUACAGGUCAUGCAUAAGACUGCAGAAGGAUACAACCCAUAUGAAAACAGUCGCCCUGUGAAGGCGGUCAACAACUUCACGGAAAUAAAAUACCCCGAGAUGUCAGCUCAAGGCACAGGAAAGUUGGUGUUCCUCAGCAGACACAAGGCCGUCAGUAUUCCCAGCAGACCAAAGACAGACAUCACGAGGGCGACCAUUCAUAUCAAAGAGGUGAAGCGCAAGAAGCCAGCAAUCGAUGUGAAGGAACACCUGCAAUAUGUGAAGGGGAACCUCACUUGCAUGCGAAACGAGCCAGAAAAAGGUACAGUUACGUUUAUAUAUGUCUAG